AUGAAAUCCUUAAUCUUGAUCGCCCUCAUUGCUGUAGCCUUUACAGCCCGAGUUUAGGAGAGAAACAUGGCUAAAGUCUAGGCUGAUUUAGCUAAAAGCACAUACGGAAAGGCAUUACUUCAUUUGGUUGAGUUACACUCAAUGGCAGGUGGACCAGUUUAAGAGUUAAUCGAUGCUAUCGAAGAACUCAUAAAUGACUUAGAGGAGGAAUUGGAAACAUUAGAAUUCAAUUUCUAAGUCAGAACAAACGAACAUAAUUCACUUGUUGUCUCUCUUGAGUAAGACAUCCAAGAUGCAGUUAUUGACGUCAACAACACAUAAGACACACUUGAUAAUUUACUUUAUCCAAGAAGAAAUCAAAUCUAAAGCAAAAUUGAUACCGUUAUUGGAUACUAAGAGGAAAACAGAAAGAACUAUGAUGAAGCAGUCCUUGUCAGAGAAUAAGAGCAUGAUGCAUUCGAAGCCUAAGUUGCUGAAUUAAAUGAUGCCACCGCCUCAGUUGACGAUGCCCUUGCCCUUCUUUCCUCAUUGACCAAUCCAUCAUUAUUGUAAAUCAAGAGAUUCUAAAAUACAUUGAAAAACAUUGAAAAUAAAUUAAGAUCAAGAUCCAGAAUGGCUCCAAUGAUCAAAGCUCUCAUCACCUUAGCAUCAAAUUAAAACUUUUCAAAUCAAGAUGUCUUGAAAUCUAUUGUCGAUGCUCUUAAUGAGUUCAGAAACGCUGUUGUUGAUUAAAUCAAUGAUUUAACAGCCUAAGAAGCUCAAGAUGUCAUUGACCACGAGGCUUACCUUGAAUAAUUGGAUGAUGAAUUUUCUGACUUCGGAAGACAAAUUGACAGAGCUACAGUAGAUUUGACUGCUACCAAUGAAAAGAUUGACUCUAUGGUUGAAUUCAGAGACUAAAGAGCUGCUGAUUAAAAGCAAUACACUGCUGAAUUAGAAUUGGAAAACAACACCUAUGCUGAAGAAACUGAUAUUUACACCAAUACCAAGAAUGAAUUCACCAGAGAAUUGGGAGUCAGUGAAUAAGCUUUAUCACUCGUUUAAAGUGUUGAUUUCUCAAACAUCAAGGUUUGAUAUUAAUAAAAUAUACACAUCAAUUAUUACAAUCAUAUUUUAAUU
This is a messenger RNA of Paramecium tetraurelia, 1119 nucleotides long. RefSeq lists its product as uncharacterized. Lineage: Eukaryota; Ciliophora; Oligohymenophorea; Peniculida; Parameciidae. The transcript has 3 exons. The record is from RefSeq and is a predicted model, not a curated record.